AUGGGUCGUCAUACAAAGAACCAGCCGUCAAAAAACAAUGUACAAAAUGGCGCCACUGCUAUAUCCACUUAUGAAAAAUACAAAGAAAUCAAGCUUAAAUACAUGGAAUUGAAGAAGGUCAACCAAGAGCUAAACGAAGAAUACGGACGCGCCAUAAAAACAGUUAGAAAAUGCAAAGAAGAAAGAGAUUCUUUACUGGACAAAUUGUCUACAACUUAUAUUAAAAAUGAAUCAACCUCGACCAAGGACCAUCAAAGACGACAAAAUGAUGCAUCUGCUGCACAUAAUGUAAAAUCAGCAGCGCAUGCUGCAAGGAACAUCGUAAAUGAUGUUCCGGUUACUUCAUCAAAACGUGGUCCCGGUCGUCCUCCCGCAAGUUCGAGGAAUGUUAAGGCGUACCAUGUCGAUAAAGAUGAGAAUGGUAACUACAUUCUGCCCGUCGAAGUAGGACUCCACACAAUUCUUGAUUUAGGAACUGUGGUCUUUGAUCGUUCUGCAUACCAUAAUGAUCGAUACAUAUAUCCAGUUGGGUACUCGACACAACGACCAUACCUAAGUAUGAUCGACCCGACUCGAGAGACAACAUACACCUCAAGGAUCGAAGACGCCGGAGAUAACCCGAGAUUUGUUGUUCAAGCUGCAGAUCAGCCCGAAGCAAUAAUCGCAAGUAGCGCGACUGGAGCAUGGACCCCAGUCAUUAAACAGGCCAACAGCAUUCGGAACAGAAAGCAUUCAAACGCGGCUUCUGGACCAGAUUAUUUUGGGUUGUCACAGCCCACAGUUCGGAAGAUGAUACAAGAGCUUCCGAAUGCACAUAAAUGCAAAAAUUAUAGAAUGCAAGAAUUCGAAGUACAUCCUAUUGGCAUACGCGGUCGAGGAAAGCAUUCUCGGUCGGGGAAAUACUAG
Funneliformis caledonium is the source of this 906-nucleotide messenger RNA. NCBI's taxonomy places the organism in Eukaryota, Fungi, Glomeromycota, Glomeromycetes, Glomerales, Glomeraceae. The record is from the annotation of a GenBank genome assembly.